CUGAUGAUACGAGGAUGGAUCGCGGGAACAAACGGUGGACGAGAUGGCUGGCUGUGUUCGGCUAAAGACUUUCACCAUUCAGGAAGGAAAGAGAAAGCGGGGAAGAGGCGGGAUUGGGGAUGGGGGGGGGCGGCUGGAAAGCGAGGGGGAAAGCGAGCGGAAAGCGGGCUGCUGGGUUGAAAGCGGCUUGUAGAAACAGAAAGGGAGCGCAACGCAAUGUAACACAAAGAUGGAUUGAUUCUUGGAAAAUGACAAGAAGAGAUUAGGGGGGAACUAGUCGUCGGGGGUGGGUGCCAACAUGCGUGGUGAAACAAUCCCAAAAUGCACAAAAGGGCUUUGUUUGGCCAUCCCGCUCACAGUCUCAGAAUCGUCAUUUGCACCCGAGCUUCUGAGCACAAAAACCUCGCUUUUGCUUUGCACAAACAACCAGUUCAGUCUACUGUACGUCCUUCCCUUUCUCCCACUUUCAGAAAAACAAAAAAAAUGGACACUGAGGCAGACGCGGCAGAGACCGCCGCCAAGCGCAUCGCCCAGCUGCUGCAGCGCCCAGAGCAGCUCGACAAGGUAUCCGAGCACCGACGACGGCUUCUGCGCGAGAAGGAGAGCGUCGACGCGCGACUGCGAACGGCGCUCCAAACCCAAGUUGAUGACAUUCGCAGCGGCCUCGAGCUGCUGCACGCGUCCAUCCAGAACAUCCGGCAGGUGCGUGGCAAUCUGGCAUCGGUGGACACGCUGUGCAAGUCGAGCCGCGCGCUGGGCUUGGACGCGUCCGAGUUCAAGCAGGUCAACGACGCCCGCAAGACGCUGAUCAAGACCCGCAAGAACCUGGACCGCAUCUAUGUCGUCCCGCAGACGGUCAAGCAGCUCAAGAUUGCCAUGGAUGCAGAGGACUGCAAUCUACUGUACAUUUACGAGAAUCUGUCCGCGCUCGAGUUCAUCCGCGACGAGCUGCUCUACCACGCCCGCCACUUGUCGGACGAGCACGAAGCGCUGCAGUGGUACUUUGCCGAGGUCGAUACGCUCAGUGAUUUGCUGGCCAAGCGUCUCUGGCAUCUGCUCGACCAGGGCAUGUCGCUCAUCAAGACCAAGCCGCAGCUGCUCGUCACCGUCCUGCGCAUCGUCGAGCGCGAGGAAAAGGCCGACAUCCAAGUGCUCGAUCCCGCAGCACCCGUCAAAAUCGAUCGAUCGCGUCGUCCUCGAGGGUACAGAGAGAAGGCGCUCGAGCGGUUGCUGGCCUCGGCCGUCGUGCGCUUUGAGGCGCAGGUUGUCGACGACAAGGAGCACGUCGAGCCUUUUCUCGAGCGUCUCUCCAAGUUCAUCUUUGAAGAUCUGCUCACCGUCAAGAACGACUUUGUGCCAUGCUUCCCUCCUCACUACAACAUUUUCAAUCUCUACGUGGCCUCGUACAAUUCGCAUGUCAGCGAAGUGUUGCUCGAGCUUGUCGAGCGCGAGCUCGAGCCUUCCGAGAUUCUCGCCAUGCUCAACUGGAUGCAGUCGUACACUGAAAACCUGCAAAAGAAACUGGGAGUCACCGCGCAAGACCCCAUGCCCGCAGAAAAGCAGGACUUGCUCAUGGAGCGAUACACGCGCCUCGUUCGUGAAAAGAUGCAAGAGUGGUGCCGCAAUAUUAUCAAGAACGAGCUGCAAGAGUGGAUUCACAACCCAGAUCGCGAGGGUCCGCCAGACACCGACUCGAAGGGCUUGUACGUGACCGAAGCAACCAUCAUUCUCUUCCAGAUGAUUGAUCAACAGGUCGCGGUCGCCUUCCGCACGCGGCACGGCAAGUUUAUUUUUGAAGUCGUUCAGCUCUGCACGGCCAUGCUGCUCGGAUUCCAGGACGACUUUGAAAAGGAAUUGAACGAGACUACCAAUGGCUACUUUGCCGUGACUCCCGAAGAGCGCCCGUCCUUCAUGCUCGAGUUUUUGCUGGCGGUGGUCAACAAUAGCGUGCAGUGCGGUAUCUACGCCGAGCAGCUGCGAUCCCGUGUCGAGGAGGACGCCCAUCUCGAGGCUCAGUUCCUCUCCGUCUGCCGCAACCAGCUGGCCAAUGUCGUGUCUGGCUUUGAGCAACUUGCCGUUGUGGCGCAGGGCCAUCUCGUUCGUAUCAUUUUGGGCGAUCUCGAUCCCGUGCUUGUCGGGCUGUUUACGCGCAAGUGGUACGAGGCACCUCGCGAGAUUGACACGGUGGUCGCCACGCUUGACGACUACGCCAACGAUCUUGCCCAGCACAUGCACCCAGACUAUGUGCCGAAAACACUCGCACUUACGCUCGACCAAGUCAUCAUUUCGUACGUGCGUGCCAUGUUCAACAAGCGCGCCCUCAUCAAGUCCGACAUUCGUGAUUUGAUGAAGAAGGAUAUUGACAAGCUGCAGCAGUUCUUUGCCUCCAAGGUGGCUAGUGUACCGGAACUCAAGCUGCAGGUGGAUGUGCGAUUGUCGCUGUUGUACGACUUGCGCGAACUGGCGACGGACACCGAGUCCAUCAUUCCUUCGACCUACUAUAAGAUUCACACGCGCCAUCCGGACUUUAGCCCCGAGCAUAUGGAAAUCAUGCUGGCCUGUCGCGAUGAUUUCGGUCGGUUCCGAGGUGGCGCUGGUGUUUCCAAAGCCAUUCGCGAGAUGCUCGAAAAGCACGCCAAUAAGGCGAAAAAGACUGGCGCGGCGGCCUCCCCCGGUCCCAGCAGCAAUCAGCUAGUCGUGUUUAGUCACAUUUCAACCAAGCAAUGAGCGAGGAAGGGGGGGGGGCCCGGUGUUCGAGUGACGUGCAACAAUAAACACAAUCGAGUUGUACAAAUCGGUUUUCAUUCCA
Capsaspora owczarzaki ATCC 30864 is the source of this 2809-nucleotide messenger RNA. RefSeq lists its product as hypothetical. Gene Ontology annotation, cellular component: exocyst. Gene Ontology annotation, biological process: exocytosis; exocyst localization. Bases 322 to 2727 code for a protein of 801 amino acids. The transcript is spliced from 3 exons. NCBI's taxonomy places the organism in Eukaryota, Filasterea, Ministeriida, Capsasporidae. Gene Ontology annotation, molecular function: SNARE binding. The record is from RefSeq and is a predicted model, not a curated record.